Messenger RNA from Centruroides sculpturatus (bark scorpion), 6444 nucleotides. RefSeq lists its product as uncharacterized. The coding region runs from base 3344 to 4243 and encodes 299 amino acids. Gene Ontology annotation, molecular function: zinc ion binding; nucleic acid binding. The transcript has a single exon. The record is from RefSeq and is a predicted model, not a curated record. NCBI's taxonomy places the organism in Eukaryota, Metazoa, Arthropoda, Arachnida, Scorpiones, Buthidae.
GCUGGGUCCCAGGCCAUGUAGGUAUAAGAGGAAAUGAAGAAGCUGAUGCAGCUGCAAAGUCAGCUAGUCCUUCACAGCAUACAAUGUGUAUUGAAGGAGGCGAUUUGAAGCUAGUCAUUAAGAAACGACUAGUGGCAAGAUGGCAAAAUAUGUGGAAUGCACAAAUCCACAAUAAACUACAUGAGAUCAAACCUAUGAUAGAAAAUUGGACACAUAAGAAACCUUACGACAGGAGAUCUGAGGUUAUUUUUACUCGUCUGAGGAUUGGACAUACUCGGUUGACUCAUCAAUACCUUUUGAAGGGUGAAGAGCAACCAGUAUGCCAGUAUUGCAACUGCUUACUAAGUGUUAAACACAUACUGCUCAACUGCUCUGCCUUUGAGAUCAGUCGUAGACAGCAUUUUGGAAAUGCAACUUUCAAAGAUAUUCUGGGCCAGAGACCAAAUCAUUAUAAUGUAUUGGACUUUUUAAAAGUCAUUAAUUUGUAUAAAGAAAUUUAAUUAAUCAAUUAUUUAUUUAUAUAUUUAUUUCAUUUUUGCAUGUUGUUUUUCGUUUGUACUUAAUAUGUGUAUAUUUAUUUUCGUUGUUGUUGUUUAUUUAUUUAUUUAUUAUGCUUAAAAUUUUUUUAACCAUUUGCCUUGGCGCAGCAUGGCCUAUACGGCUCUUGUGCCAAAAAACAAAAACCAACCAACCAACCUUGUUAUUUAUGAAAUAUUAAUAAAAUUUUAUUUUACUUAUAUUAUUUGGAAUAUAUUUAUUUCAGAUUUAUUAUUUUAUUUUGAAAUCAAUAUUUACACAUCUCGAAGCAUUAAAAAAUAAACAGUUUCUGAUAAUGAUAACUAUGACAGUAUAGCCAAAUUAGUGAAAUCAGCAUUGAAAAUCCUGUUUCCAUGAGAGAGAGAGGGUCAGUUUUAUGCCGUGCACUUUCUCCUGAUAGAGCAUCAGUGUUGGAAAGAAUGCUUAAUUCACUUUUAAUUGUUAAGGAGGGACUAAACAUGUAUGACCAAAACCCACACCUUGUAACCCACACAAAGGACAUGUAUGACUCAAAACCCACACAAAGGACAACUGAAAUUAGCUCCCUUAGUGCAUAGAAAUUAUUAAGAACAAUUGGAAAACAAAAAGAAGUUAAAAGAAUAAGAAAUGGAAAAAAGAGCACAGAAACAUUUUGAAGAACAACAAAAGAAAGCUGUUCGUAACAUGAAGAUUAUGGAACUGCAGCUGAGUUUAAAUCAGAAAAAUGUAGAUGAUGAAAUAUCAUACAUGUGACAGGCCAAGUUUUGUUAGAAGCAGCAAACAAAAAAACUGGAGAAAGCUAUUAACAGCAAGAACACGAAUGAAGUACAGUACAAGCAGCACGUGUUAUGCUUAUUUGUGUUAAGUGUUCAAAAACAAGAGGAAGUGAAAAAGGAAUUUGAAAACAUCCAGAAUAAUCUUAAUAAAAGAACAUCAUGUUUCAUGACUGAUUAUUUACAGAAGCCAGACUUUUCAAGCAUUCAUGGUUUACUGGAAAUACAGUAGCCACUUGUUUUUGGGAGACAGAAAAAAAAAAACAUGAUAUACAACUGAGUAAUAAAAAUUCUGGGCUUUUACUAAACAGAUUAUACAUGCUAUGGGAUCUAUAUUCUUUUAUCAGCAAGUGUUUCUGUUAUAAAAUAAGCUUAGUUUUUCAAUCAUGAAUUUUAUUUGUGGUUAUAUUGAAUUAAUUGACGUUUACGUAAACAUUGAUACCAUGAACGCCCAUUUAGCAUUAUCGUUUCUUUAACAAUGACAUUGAAAGACAAAUACUGUUGAUAUAAAAACAAAAUAUCAAUUGUGAUUUUAUUAUACAGUACUAUAUAAAUCGCUUAUUAGAAAUUCGUGUAGUUCAUAUUUUUCAAUAAAAAUUGUAAAUGCUGUAAUUGAAAAUUUUAAAAAAUAAAUAUUUAAUACAUAAUAGAACAUCAAAACUUAUGAAAUUACAGAAAUUCAGAAUUAAAGAAAUCUUUUCUUUACAUAUUAUGUGGUGAAUUUCAAAUUUCACACCUUUAUGUGAAUUUAUAUAACUCAAUACUGUUAAUUCACAUAAAGGUGUGAAAUUUCAAAUUCACAAAAACUUGUAAAUGAGGAGACAAUACUUAAAAACUAAUAAAUAAACAAUUUUUAUUUGAAAAGGAAACAAAUGAUAAUCAUCUAUCCACCUGUUUUGCAUAUUUGACAAAUUUAUUGUUUCAUCUUCAGUGGUAGUCUCAAGGACAAUAGUAGAAAUAAAAUACUGUAUUUCAUUGCAAAUAGAAAUUCAGUGGCAAUUAGUAAUUUAAAAUUUAUUGAUUCAAAUGCUUUUAAAAUUUUGGGAACCAAAAAUGCAUGAUAUAACGAGUUGCCACUGUAUUACAGUAUAUACAGAAAGUUUUAAAAUGUGUUUAACCAUAACAGAAUAAAAAGAAAAUAACAAUUUUUACUGCUAUUUUGCUGAGUUUUAACUCUGUUUUCUCACUAUUGCACUCACUUUUUCUGUAUUUCAACUCACUUUUCUCACUUUUUCAGAGGGGAAAUAACACUCCAAGGCCUGUAAUACACAUCCUUGUCUAACUGCUUUUUCUAUCUAACAUGGUGCUGUUUCUAUGUCGUCCACUUUAACUGUGGCAGUCUGGUCCCAGUUUAGGUUGCUGAUCAGUUUGUAGUCAUUUGUGUCUAGAUUGACUUUCUUUAACGUUUCCAUUAAAAGGGGGUGUUGUACUUUGUCAAAAGCUUUUUCAUGAUCAAUGAAGCCAAUGUACAAGUUCCUGUGCAUUUCUAUGGCUCUUUCUGAUAAAAUUCUCACAGCAAACAGUGUAUCAAUAGUGCCCAUUCCAGUCUAAACCCAAAUUGCAAUGGUCCUAUCUGAGCCUCCAUUUUGUUUCUUAUUUGGUAUCCUAUAAUUUUUAGUAAGAGCUGUAGGCUAUGGCUCAUUGUACUUAUGGUUCAGAAUUGGUCACACUACUUGGCAUUGUACUUCUUUGGAAUUGGGAUUGCUAUGUAUUGCAGCGCCAUCUCUGGCAAUUUUUAAAUGUAUAUAGUUGGUAGCACACCUGCGCACCACGUUCAGUUCUGUACCGUUCCUUGUUCAAUAAAGACAUGCUUGUUACUUGUUCAUAAGAAUCCAUCUCCAUCCUUCUUAAUCUAAUUCCGACGUCUAUACAUACCAAUUCUGGCGAUGAGGUGGGUUAAAGAUAGUCUAUUUCUUUAAUUUUAUUCAAGAAUACUAGCAUUUAUUUUUUUUCUCGGUGAAGUCAACACGUGGCUACCUUCAACUAGACUUUGAACCUUCAACCUGUAAGUUACCGAAUUGCUUAUUAUCAUUGUUUUCUUUCCUUUAUUCGAAAUGGCAAAUGCGAUUAACAUUAAUCCAUAUAACGUAAAUAGUGAUUGGGAUGAAUAUGUGGAACAAUUGGAAGAAUUCUUUAUAGCGUCUAAUAUCACAGAUGAUAGAAAAAUGGUGGCUACUCUUCUUAGUCAAAUUGGACCGGUGGCUUGUAAAUUGUUAAGAAAUUUUUGUCAACCUGAUAAACCUUCUUCGAAGACAUUUUCUGACUUAAAAAGUAUAAUGAGAUCUCAUAAAAAUAAAUCAGUCAGUAUAAUUUCCGAGAGAGCGAACUUUACUCGCUGGGUACAGAAAGAAAGAGAAUUAAUUAAUGAUUUUAUAGUUGGGUUAAAAUCGUUAAGCGAAAAGUGUGAUUUUGGAGAUUCCCUUGCAUCACGUUUAAGAGAUCGAUUCGUGUCGGGCUUGUACGACCCUAGGGUUCAUUCAAAUCUAUUUGUUAAAAAUGAGUCAGAAUUAGACCUCCAGAAAGCAAUCAAUUAUGCUAUUGCUAUGGAACAAGCUCUGAUUGAUGCAGGUCAUUUCAAUAAAUUGCCACUCGAAAACGAUUGUUUUAAAAUUUUUUCCACAAAGUUCUCUAACAGAAAAAAGGAGUUUAGUGAGAAUAGUUCUAGAGAUAAAACUAAGUUCGAAACAAAGAAAUCUUGUGGAAGCAAAGAUCAUUCCCAUGAGAAUUGUAGAUUUAGAACAUUUACCUGUAAUAAAUGUGGCAUACCUGGUCAUAUUGCAAGGGUUUGUGGAAAAACUAAACAUCCUUAUGUGAGCAUACACCAACUAUCUUGUGCCGAUAAAGAUUUGAAUGAUUAUUCAGAGAUAGAUAAUUCAACUUAUUUCAAUCUUUUUAAUAUUCAAGAUGCCUCCACACCAGUUCCACCUAUUACAUAUUCUCACUCUAUCUAUUAAUAAGAAGAACAUUAGUUUUGAAGUUGAUACUGGCUCCCCACUUUCCAUCAUUUCUGAAUUCACUUUCAACAGAGACUUAUCAUCCUUUUUAAAAAAUUGUAUAAAUACAAAACGACAUAUUCACAAAGGUAAAAACCUUGCUUCUGUCUAUCUUUACGCCGUUUCUACACCAUCAGCAAUCCUUAAAAGCAAUUCACAAGUUUCCGAGACGACCUUCCUUUUUAGGCUACUGUUUCGGCAAAAAAUGUAAAUACAGGUAAAGCAUCCUCUGGUGUUUAUUAGCCAUUUUUCACAAUAUCACAUUUUAAGUAAAAAUAGUAAAAUAAUCUAUCUUUUUUACCUUUGUGAAUAUGUCGUUUUGUAUUUAUACAAUUUUUUAAAAAUGUAAUUAAUGCCGGCCAUAGUUUAUUUUAUCAUCCUUUUCUUUACAUGAGUCUAAACAUUUUCUUUGCACAUAUGGAAAUUUCAAGUUGAAUGUAUUAGGAUUUAUUAUAGUACCAGUUCUUUACAAUCGUUCUCGCCAUAAACUUCGCCUUUAUGUGGUUGGUCAUGGUAAUGCUAAUCUCAUUGGAAGAGACUGGAUUUGAGAGUUAAAGCUCUCAAAUCCAGUCUCUUGUAAAAUCAAUAGUAUUACUCCCAGAUUUCACAUACAAACUCUAAUCUGCUUACUCUAUUAGACAAAUAUUCUUCUGUAUUUUCUGAAGGCAUCGGAUGUUCUAAAUCAAUAUUCCUUCAUUUAACCUUAAAACCAGAUGCAUCCUAUUUUUCUGAAACCAAAGACAGUUCCUUUUUCCUCAGGGAUAAAAUUGAAGCAGAGUUAUCUAGGUUAGAAAAGGCUGGAGUAAUUUCUAAGAUAUCCAACAGUGCUUGGUCCACACCUAUAAUUCCAGUAGUUAAAAAUGAUGGUAAUUUUAAGAUAGCUGGACUUUUCAAUCUAACCUUGAAUAAAAUGUUACAAAUAGAUGUCCAUCCAAUACCUCGUUUGGAAGAAAUCUCUAUGAAACUACUUGGAGGUGAGAAGUUCUCUACCUUUGACUUAAGUGAUGCCUAUAACCAAUUCCAAUUGGAUACGAAAGUAAAAAUUUAGUGGUUAUCAACACUCAUCUUGGAUUGUAUAAGUUCAAUCGUCUUUUAUAUGGUUUUGCAUCUGCCCCUGCUUUAUUUCAAAGAGCUAUGGAAAAAUUAUUCUUUACAAUUCCGAAAACGCAACCAUAUUUUGAUGACUUGGUUACUUCUGGUACAAAUCAUUCAGACCAUUUGAGUAAUAUUGAAAGGAUCCUAUCCAUUUGUGAAACAGAAGGAAUCAAACUAAACAAACGAAAGUGCAAAUUCUUACAAGAUUCUGUAAAAUUCUUAGGAUUUGAGAUUUCAAAACAAGGAAUUGCUCCUUUAUCCUCAAAACUGGAUCCUAUAUUAAAAGCUCAUAAGCCUUGUAAUGUUCAUUCUUUACGCUCAUUCCUACGGUAUGUUGAACUGUUAUUCUAAAUUUGUACCUAAACUGUCUACUUUCCUACACCCUCUUUACAAACUCUUACGUAAAGGAUGUUCUUGGGUCUGGACAAAAGAACACGAAUCUGCUUUUCAAAGUGCAAAAAACUCAUUACAGAUGCUUCUCAAUUUGGUGUCGGUGCUGUUCUUUUCCAUAUUAUUGACAAUGUAAAAUGUCCUAUUUCAUUUGCUAAUGCUUUAUUUUUGCCUGCUCAACAUCGAUAUUCUCAGACAGAGAAAGAGGCACUAUAUAUUAUUUUUGGUAUUAAGAAAUUUAGACAAUAUCUUCUUGGUUGCCAUUUUAUCCUAGAAACAGACCAUAAGCCCUUACUUGCAAUUUUCGGUGAUAAAAGAGGACAGAAUGAGAUUGUAGCUGCUAGAGUACAAAGAUGGAGCAUCAUACUGAAUGAUUAUAAUUAUACAAUUAAGUACAUCUCUUCCGCAACUAAUAUCAUAGUUGAUGGCCUUUCCAGAAAUACUACUAAUGAUCUAUUCAUAGAAGAUUUUAGUAACUCAAUUAAGUUCAUUAUUUAAUUUGCAAUUUGACUCCCUUUCUUUUACCAAUAGUGCUUUUAUACAAGCAUUUCGUACAGAUAAACUUUUCAAUGUUUUGUGUAAGUGCAUCAGGAAUAAUUGGCAUCAGAUAAAUACAGCUGUUAAGCCAUUUCUUAAAUUCAAGGAUUCCCUUUCUCUAGAAGGAAACUUAAUAUUUA